AUAAACUGCUAGGACGGCUAGCUAGCAACCUUACUACUAGAUCGUCUGAGGUAAAAUACAUAAAAAAUAUAACGUAACUUAAUUGCAGUGGUAAAUGUUUCCACUAGUGACUGAUAGCUUUACAGUUAAUGUUACUUUAUAGCCCUUUGGCUAUUUUACACAGCAUUGUAUAUCAUAUAGCUAGCUAGAUAGCUAGCUACAUUUUUAAGAGAAAGCUUUUCAAUUGGCAUCUCUCCCCCUGUUUUAAAUCACAGGAGGGGUCUGGUUUAGAUGUGAGCAGUGCAGGAGGUAGGUUCGUGAGUUGUGCUCCAAUUUUACUGGGGAUAGUUUUAUUUGUGACAUAUGUACAAAUUACAAAUGUGCAAUAGCAGAGCAUAAGCGAGUUGCCACAUCAAUGUUACACUGAAUUAAUUGGUGAAGUUAUUGUUAUUAAAUGUUAUAUUCCAAUGAAUACUUUUUUUGUAUGAAUUAAAAACAACUAUUGAAAACCUUUUGCUCCUGAAUGUCAUUUUAAAGACUGCUGAUAUUUAAAAUAUUGUAUUAUUCAAAUCAUAUUUAGUGCAAUUGUACAUAAUGGAUUGUACAGAAAAGAAACAACAAAGAAAUUUAAAAAAGGACUUUACAAAAAAUAGCCAAUUAUUUCCCUUUAUAGUUUAUUUGCCUAAGCAUGACCUUCAUCCACAUACCAUUUCUUUCCCCAAACCUUGCUUUUUUGUGUCAGUGUCAGCAAUUAGAGGGGGGUGCUGAUUACCCCCCUAGCACCCUAUGCCUACAAAUUAAUCGAAGAGUAAAUCUCGGCCUAGCCUGCUGCCUACCCAUUACCAAACCCUUGUUUAACUGUAUACAUUGAUUUAUUGGUUCAUACUGAAUACUGUACUAUCCACCGUUUCUUCUGUAAUUGAUUUCUGUGGGUGGUGAACUGGGUGGUUAAAAUUGACCGAUGUAAAAAAUCUAUCGAAACAGUCCAAUUCACUUCUAGACAAGGCAUGCAAAGAUGUAUUCCCUUUAGCCUACAGCCCACCGCCCACAGCCAGGUACAAAGCGCCACCGAGACGAUGAUUUUGUUGUAUAUGGCACGUGUUUUAAAUAUUUAUUCACGUGCACAACCGACGAACUCAGCGCAACCCGGAUCGCUCCGGCGGGCGGCUGGUGUGAUAACCGACUCCGCCUCUUCUCCCAAAGUAUAAAUUGUACUCACGCAGCCGAUAGAGUGUAAAACAAGAGACUGGAGAGGAGACCAUUACCAACGAAAAGAAAUAGGUCAAUAAUCUCAGACAUGGGAGACCAGAUGCGCUAUGCCAUCAGUGUCCGGAUUAUUGGAGUGAUGCAUAAAGAGGCAUCUAAAAUCAAGAUGUUUAUGACCUCUGUUCUGUGGUCUGAUGAGAGUGAAGUCAUUGUCUACAGAUCAUUAUUGGAUUUUAAGGAGUUUCACAGGCAAUUGAAGAAGAGGUUUCCCCUUGAGAAUCCUUUCCGCAAGAGAGACAGAGUGAUUCCCAAAUUCAGAGCCAUAGCUAUGAGGAGAAAGAUCCAGAAGAAGGAUCCUAGUUGGUCAAUGCGUCGGAUGAAUUUACUGGAAAACUACUGUAGCGAGCUGCUCAGGUGUGACCCCGUGGUGAGCUGCAGUUCAGAGGUCACCCAGUUCUUCAUGCCCAAAGACCACGACCUGCAGGCAGACUUCACCAAAAACAGCGUCAUGAUCCUACCAUCGGGGGAUGGGCUGGAGGACAUGAGCGGGCAGCGUCUGAGCCUGGGCAACGUGACACACCCUUUUGUGAGCCAGUCUUACUGCUGUGUGGGGCCCUACAACACCAAGGACACUAAGAACAGGCCCUUUAAAGUGGCCUUGGAUGAGAGGCUGGAUGUGCUCAUCAAAGACCCAGCAGGCUGGUGGCUGGUGGAGAACGAGGACAAACAGUUGGCCUGGUUCCCUGCUCCUUACCUAGAGAUGUGUGAGGCAGAGAAGGAUGGAGAUGAAUUGGAUGGAAUUCCCUUGGGGGGAACGCUCUACUGCGCUGUGAGGAGUUACUCCACUAAGAAGCAUGACGAGGUGCCUGUUCCUAUUGGCUCUGUGGUCGAGGUGCUGAGGAAAUCAGACGACGGAUGGUGGCUCAUCAGGUAUAAAGGCAGAACGGGCUACUCUCCCUCCAUGUACCUGCAGCCUUACAACAACCCACGUGCUGGCCUCCACAACCUGCAGAGAAAGCUGCACAGCUCCUCUCUCAAUCUGGCAACCCACAUGGACAGCUCUACUCUCAACUUGGCAUCCAGCAGAGACAGCCAAUCUGGCAACUGUUACCCACCCACACUGUAUGAGGAGACAGGGCUGCAGCAGCACACAUCAACCCAGCCCAGGGAUGAUCCGUACCGGGCCUCCUGUCUCCAGAAGACCCGCUCUCUGGAGCUCCUGUCUGAGACCCGUCCCGACAUGGCCGUCCCUCCAUCCCAAAGAGAGAGAGAAGACCUUGAGUCAAAUCCGGAUCCAGCAAUCCGCAAGAGCAGCAUCAGCUGGACCAAGUCCUCCAACUCUGACAUCAGCUCGUCAGGCCGGAAUGUCAGGACGUCUUCUUCCAGCUGCAGUGAGGAGGAGCCCCAGAGCCCCCCAAACAGCCCCAGGUCUUCACCCCAGCUAAGGGAGCGUAACAAUGGCUGCAGCAUCCCAGAAAAGAGUCUGUCAUCCAGCCCUAUCUCCAGGUCUGAGACUGGGUCCUGUAAGAUGCCCACCACUGCACCCAGGGUGCCCCCGCGACCCAGAGCCCAGGAGAUCCUGACCCGGUGUACCACCAUGACCCGCAAGGCUGCCUUGGCCUCCAGAGGGAGGCUGUUCUCCCUGCAGGACCCUGUCCAGACCCACUAGAAAGGCUGGGAGCGGUGGCGGGGGAACUGGGAGAUGGGGUUAGGGUUAUGGGGAGCCGUGGGUGGUGGAGAGUGGGGUUUUUGGGGUUACACUAUUCUCUCCAGGUUGACUUUACAUGAAGCGCAGUACUUUGAGUAUGGCUUGCAAUACAAGGGUUACAUUGGCAUAAAAAUGCCUAUUCUGUAUGUUACGUUAACCAUAAUUCCAUCCAACCAUUUUUAUAUGAGUAAAGUACCUGUUGAAUAAAAAAAUCACUACAGGACUGAUGGAAACGGUAUAAUUGUUAGUAAACUUUCUAAAUCUUGACAGAACAAAAUACGUAAAACAGGGGAAUAAGUUUUUGUCUGUGAAAUACACUACAUGACCAAAAGUAUGUGAACAACUGCUUGUCGAACAUCUCCUUCCAAAAUCAUGGUCAUUAAUAUGGAGUUGGUCCCCCCUCUGUUUCUUUACCAGCCUCCACUCUUCUGGGAAGGCUUUCCACUACAUGUUGUAGCAGUACUUCCAUUCAGCCACAAGAGCAUUAGUGAGGUCGGGCACGGAUGUUGGGCGAUUAGGCCUGGCUCACAGUCUGCAUUCCAAUUCAUCCCAAAGGUGUUAGAUGGGUUUGAGGUCAGGGCUCUGUGCAGGCCAGUCAAGUUCUUCCACACCGAUUCCGACAAACCAUUUCUGUAUGGACCUCGCUUUGUGCACAGGGGUGUUGUCAUGCUGAAACAGUAAAGGGCCUCCCCAAAACAAUUGCCAAACAAUUGGAAGCACAGAAUCGCCUAGAAUGUCAUUGUCAUGCUGUACUUGUUUUUUUAAUUAGUUAAAUGAAAAAAUAUAUGACAAAGUGAUUUUUAUGUGCACUACGUAAUUACGCACAGCUUUUCAUUUUCAUGAAGCCAGUUUGAUGUUAACAGACAGAAGGUGAAAUGUGGAUAUUUUUUGGGUGCGCAUAUUAAGAUAUUUGCUUGAACAUCUUUUGCCAAAUUGAUGGAACUCUAGCUAGUGUUGAACUUUAAAAUGUGCUGACAACUUUCUGAUGUUAUUUAUCAUUGAUAAACUAUUGCUAUUUAAUUAUACUUAUUUAAAUUAGCAUGAAAUGCUCACAGGUACUAGUCUUAACCUUUUAAAGCCACACUCCUUAAUUUGUGCAUACCCUUAAAGAGUAGGCCCCAAACAAAAAAAUAAUAAUUUGACAUGCAAAUAAAUAAUACUACUCCUAUUACUACACGGUAACAGCUGAAACAAGCACACAAAUGUUCACAAAAAUGUCCCUUUUCUAUUUUGAGAUGAAACAAAUGUUCACAAAAAUGUCCCUUUUCUAUUUUGAGAUGAAACAUUAUAUUCUGAUGAUAUUUUCAAUGCACCUUUCCUGUCUGAUUUUAAUAUGAAGGAAUGAGACACGGUUGUCUCUGAAAGAUACGGGAUGACACAGAAUUAAAUAUAGUAUGCUUGUAUGAUAUCAUUUGUAUCUACAUUGCUUUAAUAUUGUAGAAUGAUUUUCAUUAUGAUGUUGAAAUUGCGCAUUUGUUUCCGGAGGGGCAUUUUCAAGAGGGUUCAGUUUCAAUGUAUUAUUGAAAUGCAUGGAAAUGCUCUCGUUCUACCCCUUUAGAGUUGACCAAUGACUGGUUUGUUUGUUGUAGCCUACAUAUCAUUCUUCUAUUGGUGUCUGAAGUCACUGUUAUUCCAUACUGGAAUUUUACUGUAACUAUUUAUCAUUACUCUCUGUAUGCCUUAUAUGCAAUCAACAUUAUCCUAUAAACUUAAUUCAAUGUAUUUGUCUUCUCUCUUUCCAAGUCUUAUUUUUUUACAGUGGUCAUGUUUCAUAUAUCUUCCACCUGUAUAGUAAUUAUGUAUUGUAUUUUACAGUAUUGUAUUGUACUUAUGUAUUGUAGUGGUCCUGUACAUGGCUCAGUUCAAAAGAGCAUGGCGCUAGCAACACCAGAGUUGUGGGUUCAAUUCCCACUGCGGUCACAUACCAACAUGUGUGCACUGUUGUCACUUUUGAUAAAGGUGUCUUCUACGUAAUGGUUUAUAUUACGGUAUUACAGUACCAUAUUUCUCUCCCACCCAUCAAACAGGCCCCAGCAACUUCAUUUUGGACACAUGUUUACUGUAUAGGGGAUGCAUUUCUUUCUUGCUGUGGACUUCCUGGAUAAUUGGCGUAUUGGUAUUGUAUUACUGCGCUAUAGGAGCUUUUUGCUGCACCUGUAC
This is a messenger RNA of Oncorhynchus mykiss (rainbow trout), 5053 nucleotides long. Its product is annotated as NADPH oxidase organizer 1. The record is from RefSeq and is a predicted model, not a curated record. Gene Ontology annotation, molecular function: protein binding; phosphatidylinositol binding; superoxide-generating NADPH oxidase activator activity. Gene Ontology annotation, biological process: superoxide anion generation. Gene Ontology annotation, cellular component: cytoplasm. NCBI's taxonomy places the organism in Eukaryota, Metazoa, Chordata, Actinopteri, Salmoniformes, Salmonidae.